ACGUGUGUGUAAACUGCAUGCAGGUGUUGCAUGCGGAAAGAUAAGCAUACGUAAACUACGGAACCUGCUGUUACACUAAUAACAUAUAUCAAUAAUACAAAAAACAUUUCUUUGAAUGAAGAUGAAGAGAAAAAUAUAAAUAAGUUCUAAGAUUAACACAUAUGGUAUUUAAUUAGUAAACAUUAUUGAUUUGGAAUUGUUGAACUGCAGACUGAAUUUGUAUAUUUUGUCAGAAAAGAAAAAACAUAGGUUAGGUUUUUCAGUCAUGGCACAAUCUACAGCCAGUGGAACGUCAUCUCGACGAUACAUGAGAGAACAUGACGUUAAUGUAUCAUCUUCCUCACGUUACAUGCCUAACGAAUGGGAAACUAAAGAGGCAUUGCCACAAAGAGAAUUGGAGGAAGCCAGAGCACGAGCAGCACAAAUGGAAAAAACAAUGAGAUGGUGGUCAGAUUGUACUGCCAAUUGGCGUGAAAAAUGGAGCAAAGUUAGAAACGAAAGGAACAUGGCACGUGAAGAAGCCAAAGCACUUAGAGCUAAAUUAGAAAUUGCUAUGAAAGAUGCAAACACUUAUAAACAUGAAUCACAAGAAUUGGAAUUGAAGAAUGAACAGUUGAAAAAUGAAAUUGAAAAGAUACAUAUGUUGUUAUUAAAACAUGCAGGACACUUCAAUCAACAAAUAUUCUCAGUGUUGGAAUCUGAUCCACAGUUGAGAAGUACACUUGGGAUAGAUGAAUUGUUUGAUUUUUACAAUAACGCAGAGCAACAAGAAAAAGGGAGUCAAAAGGAUGCAUUGUCGUGUCAACGUUCAUUUGAAGAAUCCAAUGUUAAUUUGAGUUUUCAUACCGCUUUACCAGAUAGGGAUAUCGAAGAGUAUGUACUUCAAGGUGCAGUACCAAAACAUGCUGUAGAAUUGUACAAAGAAGGUUCUUUGAGUACAUUAGACAGAGAUAUUGCACAGUUAACUGUAGAAUCAUCAGGUGAAACUAAAUCAGAAAAACGUCAAUCUUCUAUUGAAAUGUACAAUGAAGAAGUAUUAGCUCAGAAACUUUCAAUGUUGCAACUCAGGUUGGAUGAAGCAACUCAAACUAUUUAUGAUGAAAGAGUAGAAAAGAAUUCAUUACAAAGAGACAUGGAAAAAUUGAAAUUGGAAGUUACACAGUUGCAAGAUAAGUGUGUCGAACUUCAAGAAAGUAGAACGGAAGCUAUGAGAGAACUUUUAGAAUUAAAAGAACGAUAUCAAGAUGAACUUAGCAGUACUCACAAUGAUUUGGUUGUAGAAACUUUAAGUAUGGAAGGUAUGGAUCAUAGAUUGUCAGAAUUAUGGACAGAAUUAGGAAAAUUGCAAGCUGAAAAUGCAGCUGAAUGGGGUAAACGUGAACGUUUGGAGACUGAAAAGAUUUCAUUGGAGAGAGAAAAUAAACAAUUGCGUAUUGAAUUGCAUGAUUUACAAGAAAGACUGGAAUCACGAAGAUCUCGUCCACUUUCAACCACAGAUAUAGAAUUGGAUAGAAAAUUAUUACAACAAGAACUUUUGGAUAGAAACAAGGAAUUGUCAGAUAUAAAACAUUCCCAAACAAAGUUGAAAAAAUUGUUGGGUGAGAAGACAACUGAAUUAUCACACGCGAUGCGAAGAUUGGAACAAUAUGAAGGAGAAGUUAAAAGAAUUCGAGGAAGAGUUGAUGAACUUAAAAAAGAAUUAUCUUCAGCUCAAGAUGAAGUAGAUGUUGCAACCAACAGUGUACGUAAACUACAACGAGCCAAUGAAGAUCUCGUAGAACAAUUACAAUCGGCUAAUGUGCAAUUAGAACAUUUUAAAAACAGUUCUGAAACAAGUGGAGUUAACAGGUCCGUGGAAUCAUUGGAUAAUAAAUUAAACGACGAUGAAGAAUUAUCCGAUGAUUAUGAAAUAAAUCAAGCCUAAUAAAAAACGAACAGCAUGGAAAUUCAACAUUGAACAAUUCGUUUAGAAACUA
Molecule: messenger RNA, 1976 nt
Organism: Polistes dominula (European paper wasp)
Lineage: Eukaryota; Metazoa; Arthropoda; Insecta; Hymenoptera; Vespidae
Product: coiled-coil domain-containing protein 102A
Source: RefSeq, a predicted model, not a curated record